AUGAAAGGUAAAGGUAAAAGUAAAGGCAAGAGUCGGGAUAGAAUCAGCACUCUUCCUCAAGACACAAUUGAAAAAAUUCUUACUCAUAUGCCAAUCCGAGAUGCAGUGAGGACAAGCAUCCUGUCAAGAAAAUGGAGGUAUUAUUGGACAAGCAUGCCGAAACUUGUAUUUGAUGUCAAUGUGAAUCGGGAUGCUAUGGUUACAUCAUCUAUGGUUGUAUUAUCUGGUGACGAAGAAGUCGAUAUAUAUAAGUUUGUCAAUGCCAUCUUCCACAUUUUGUUGCUACGCAGGGCUCCAAUAUUGGAAUUCAGUUUCCUUCUUGUUAUAGAAACUGAAAUCUAUAGUGAGAUUGAUCAGAUAAUACUUCACCUUUCAAAGGACAAUAAUAUCAAGAAGUUCGUCUUCAAGAUUUUGGGAAUUGACAACUACUUGAUACCCCGUUCCUUCUUUUCAUUGCAAGGAUUAGAGCACCUAGAUCUCUCGUAUUGUAGUUUUCAGUUUCCAUUAAUGAAUAAGGGAUUUAGUAGGUUGAAGAGCUUACGCUUUUGUGAGGUUGAUAUCACUCACACGAUGCUUUUUCGAUUCCUUACCAAUUGCCCCCUCCUUGAGGAAUUUACUUGGGCUAGAGACUAUAGAAACACAGUGCUUACCGAGUGUGAUUUGGUUAAGCUUUUUAAGUGUUUACCUUUAGUUCAGGUUCUGAAAAUCCACAAGUUGUAUAUCAAGGACUUGGGUGCAGGUAGUUAUAGUAUGCCACAUAAGCUCCCCAUUUCACUACCCCACUUGAGAAUACUUGUUCUUGGUGUGUGUUUCCUUGAGCUUUCGCCUGUUCUAUGUGUGAUCAACAGCUCUCCAAAUGUGGAGAAGAUCAAAGUGGAGAUGUGUUGGGACCAUUAUCGGCAGUGUAGUCUACAAACUUUCAAUAACUUGCCUGAUAUUCAAGAAGACUACUCGGGCCUCAAUUUGGAUCAUCUUAAAGAGCUGGAGAUAACAAACUUCCAUAACCAUGGUCUUGAGAUGGAGUUUGUGAAGCUCAUCAUGGGUAAGUCACCUGUGCUAAAGAAAGCACGAAUAAAGCUUAAUUCUCAUGUUUCUGUUGAUGAAGAAGUAAAGAUGCUUCGAGGUUUGCUGCACAUGCCAUUACCACGUGCAUCACCAGCUGUGAGCUUCACCAUUGAACGCCGUAAAUAUUGA
Lactuca saligna is the source of this 1194-nucleotide messenger RNA. NCBI's taxonomy places the organism in Eukaryota, Viridiplantae, Streptophyta, Magnoliopsida, Asterales, Asteraceae. The record is from the annotation of a GenBank genome assembly.